ACUAUCGCGAAAAGACGUCGUCGUCGUCGUCGAUUUCGCUUGAAAUUUGCCUUCCUUUCCGAGACGGGUGCGUGGCGAGUCGUCCGGCCGUGUUUUUACCGUUCGGUUCCGUGGUGAGCACCGCUGGGAUUUGUUUGCAGCAGCCUUGCUUCACCAGACAGUGGCCGAAAAAGUUAUCAGCUUUGCUGUGUAAAGCUGCGGUCACCUCACCAUCCCAUCAUUUGGCCCCUGCGUUGUGCGUGGCCAUCUCGUGCAUUUCGUAGUGGCGUCGUAGCAAACCGUGUGCGUAAAAGUUGGUCAAGUGGGUUGCGAAAAACGGGAACGCGGUCCGUGUCGGUGCUGCUUCUUCGGGCCUUUGUAGCGGAGCAGUGCUGCAAAAUUAUCCGCAUCAUCAUCUUUGCGCCCCCAACACACAGGCGGAAGGAACUCUACCGUUCACCACGGAUCCUUCCUCGGAGCGGAUUCAUCCUAUCCGCAGGAAAAACUGUGUUCCGGAAGGAAAGGCAAAAAACAGGCCAAACAACGACGAGACAACUGAACAAGGUUCAGCAGCAUUCCAGAGUCUGCCUGCAUCGGUUUUUGUUUUCGGAGUACAUCUAUCGCAUUGCUCUGGAUGAUUCCUCUGCAGAACGUGUACCAAAAUAAACGACAAAACGACAUCGAGACACCAACUCUUAACUCACUGAACUGAACUCUCCGGGACCGAGUUCCUCCGAUAUCGACGGGCAGCUAAACGCGGAAGCACAGUGAAGAACACACGGUGAAGUGCAACAAUCGAAGCGGCUUCACGUGUGUGGCGAUGAUCACCGGCAAGUCCGAGUUAGUGUCCGCAUAAGAUACACAGAGAGAUUAACGACGACAGUCCAAACCAAACCAAAAAAGAAAUAUUUAAUCCGUGCGACUCUUUUCGACCGAAGUGCAAAAGUGCGUGAUAAGAAGUAAUUGAUCAGCAAAAAGAGCCAGUGCGCGUUGUUGGCCAGAGUGUAAUCGAAAGUUUUGUGAAGCAUCCAGUCCAGUGUGCCGCCCCAAAAAGAGAGGGGAAUUAAGGCAAAAGCAUAUUGUGGCGCCCGCUCGCCAGUGUGUUGUUGAGUAUUGGGUCCGGCCGAAGCCUAGCUGGCGUGCACGACGGAUCAAUAUUUGGUGGAAGCAGCAGAGGACACCCGGAUCGACCAACGGGACAUCGGUUAUCAAUAUUUACCAGCAGAUCAAAACAUGAAAAUGGUGUUGUCACAACGGCAGCGCGAGGAGCUUAACCAAGCGAUUGCCGAUUAUCUGGGAAGCAAUGGGUAUACAGACGCACUGGAGGCCUUUCGGAAGGAGGCCGACAUGCCGAACGAGAUCGAGCGAAAGUACGGCGGGCUGCUGGAGAAAAAGUGGACCUCCGUGAUCCGGCUGCAGAAGAAGGUGAUGGAGCUGGAGGCGAAGCUGUCCGAGGCCGAGAAGGAAGUGAUUGAGGGCGCGCCGACCAAGGCUAAGCGUACGCCGAGCGACUGGAUACCGCGGCCACCGGAAAAGUUUUCCCUCGCCGGCCACCGGGCCACGGUGACGCGCGUCGUCUUUCAUCCGGUCUUCAGCAUGAUGGUGUCGGCAUCGGAGGACGCCACGAUCAAGGUGUGGGACUUUGAGACGGGCGAGUACGAGCGCACGCUCAAGGGCCACACCGACUCCGUGCAGGAUCUUGCAUUCGACUCACAAGGGAAGCUCCUUGCCUCCUGUAGCUCCGAUCUGUCGAUCAAACUGUGGGACUUUCAGCAAACGUACGAGUGCGUCAAGACAAUGCACGGUCACGAUCACAACGUGUCGUCGGUUUCGUUCGUGCCGGCCGGCGACUUCUUGCUCUCUGCGUCGCGUGACAAAACGAUCAAGAUGUGGGAGGUGGCCACCGGGUACUGCGUGAAAACGUUCACCGGCCACCGGGAGUGGGUGCGCAUGGUGCGCGUCAACGUUGACGGCUCGCUGAUGGCGUCCUGCUCAAAUGAUCACUCGGUACGGGUAUGGCAAACGAACUCAAAGGAGUGCAAGGCUGAGCUGCGAGAGCACGAAAAUACGGUAGAAUGCAUCGCCUGGGCACCAGAAUCGGCUGCAGCGGCAAUAAACGAGGCGGCCGGAGCGGACAACAAAAAGGGUGCCCACCUGGGCCCCUUCCUGGCGUCCGGGUCGCGAGACAAAACGAUCAGGGUCUGGGACGUCAGCUCCGGUUUGUGCCUGUUCACGCUGGCCGGCCACGACAAUUGGGUGCGUGGUAUCGUGUUCCAUCCCGGCGGCAAGUACAUGAUUUCGGCGAGCGACGACAAAACGCUGCGCAUCUGGGAUCUCCGCAACAAGCGCUGCAUGAAGACACUGUACGCUCACUCGCACUUCUGCACAUCGUUGGAUAUGCAUAAAUCCCAUCCUUACGUCAUAUCCGGCAGCGUGGACACGACGGUUAAAGUAUGGGAGUGUCGCUAAGUCAAACAAGUAUAAUAUCGCUACCAACAACAAGAACAACAACAACACAGCUAUUCUACAGUUUCUUCUCCCACACAACAGCAGCUUCUUUUGAGAUAGAGUAGUCAUGGGAGGCGUCCAGGCGGGUGGCCCUAGUUGCGCGUUUUAUUUUCGCUCUCCUCCGAUCUGAAGCAACCAGCAAUGAUGAGAGGAACACGAUUACCACCACAACACACAGCACACAGCCUGGUAGUUCUCAGUUCAUUCGGUUCGGAGCGCAAACCAGACGGCGGCGAGAUCACUUUCUUCUCCUCUCGCGUGACGGGGCUCUUGGCUCCGAACGUCCGGGGAGAGGUUUUUUAGUUCAAUAUUAGUACGUUUUUGUUCGUCCUUUUUCCGUUUCCGUUCGUUUUUACUAAUAACAAUGAUCCAACCAGGAGUGAUAAAGGAUCGAAGGAAUGCUCGUUUAAAACAGCGAAUGCUUGUGCUGUGUUGUGCGCAGAGUCACAUCAUUAAGAAGUGUUUCCGUUUCGCUCUUUGCGCUACAAAACAUUGUUAAAGACGCUACUCACAAUGCAUCAAAAUAGUGACACUAGAAAACACACACUUAGGCGGUACAUCAUAAAAACACACAAGUAAAUACAACAAAAGUAAUACUUAUUAUUAGCAACUCUACAAUUACACACACACACAUAAUGAUGCAGUAAUGAAACGUAAAGUUUUUUGCAUAAGGAGUGCAGCAGCAGCCGGCUUCUGUUGUUGCUGCUGCUACUGUGACACAUUUCUCACGUUGAAUCCCUAGUUCCCCAUUUAUGGGCUACGGCUGAAGCGGACACACUCGUUGCUCCUCGUACGAAGAAACGGUAGAACAAACCGGCUGGAUAAGGAUAACAUUUGUGUGGUUCAUGAACGGCAUACACUUUGUGAUGUGACCGAGUUAGGACUCAGAGAAUUGCUCAGUUUGCGAAGAGAUCGGAACGGAACGAAACACAUUAUGAAUAACCCUUAUUCUUAUCUUAUUAACGCGCGCGCUAAACACACAUUUCGUGAGCCGCGAUCGUACCGGCAGAGGAUCAUACGUCAUAUUGCGCGCGCGCCACCACAGAUCUGUGCCUAUCGAGAAGAUCAAGCUGUAGAAUGGAGGGAUGGAGAGAAAGAAUGGGUACGAUCGAGACAGUGCGCCACCCUCCCGUGCCAGCUGCGCCAAACAUCGAUCCUUACCACCAGCGGUCAGUAGCAGCAGCGAGCGUGUACCCCAAGGAUCAUCGCAUCGCGUUGGUGUCUCUGUGUGUGUGUGUUGCGUGCAUCUCGUGCGUCUCGUUUCUUCUCCGUUCGUCACAGCCCUUCCCGGGGGUCGUCACGAUGUGGUGUGGUGCUAUAUGCCGAGCACUCUUUCUCGUUUAUGCGCGCCACCACCGUGCUACAAUUGGUCACACCGCUUCGCUACCUUCUUCGCACUUCGGCCGGUUGGCCAGCAGGAUGCGGAUGGAUGCGUUUGUUGAAUGGAACGAUAUGUACAUAAAUAUUGUCUUCAUGUUUUGCUUUGCCGUAGUGAGUGUGGACCACCACGAAAUCCAGCCUCCUCCCCGCAUUGAAAUACUCUCGGAACUCUCGGCGGGGGGGAAAAGACUUCGUGCUUAACAAACUGAACACAAAAAUGCAUUGGCCGUCGUUACCGAAACGAAAGCAAGCGCACGGAGAAUGUGUUUUAUUUCACUUCCGUUCGCUCUCACUCUCUGUUUAUUGGUUCCGUUUCCUUUCUUGUACCUUUGUUCCGUUUUGUGAUUUUACCGUAAGUUUUUGUCUACACUCAUCCGAAUGAAGUUAUAUUUUAAUUAAGCCCUCUCGAAUGGGGCCGCCGCCGAAUUGGCUGCCCAGGUUUUCGGGCGGCCGUUCGCGGGGUCAGGCUGUAAUAAUAGAAUGAAGUGUAAAGCGAAUGUAUGUUCAAGCCAAAUACACACUUUCCGUCUGACACGCGGGUGGUACGCCACCGUGUCGGAUUGGAAGCGGCUGCGUAUUGUACAUAGAAGUCCGACGCGUGUGGUCACAGGGGUUUCUUUAUCAGAUCCCCGCCAAAACGGACACACUUUUCUCCACAAGAGUGUGCUUCGAAGCUCACACUGCGGGUAGUCCACAUUGUAAAUAUUAAAAGCACACGCAAUACAACGUGUUGAGCUGCGCGCAUAUAACGCUAUACACCGUUCGAACUCCUCGUCAUCGGCGUGUGAACUCGGAGCAAGAAGAGACAGCAGAGAGUGCCAACCACAGCAAAAGGUGCCUCCAAGAAGACACACUACCUCCGGCGCGCCGUGUGCGCGCUG
This is a messenger RNA of Anopheles cruzii, 4748 nucleotides long. It is a transcript of the gene Lis-1, whose product is annotated as lissencephaly-1 homolog. Gene Ontology annotation, molecular function: protein binding. The transcript is spliced from 7 exons. The record is from RefSeq and is a predicted model, not a curated record. The coding region runs from base 1213 to 2448 and encodes 411 amino acids. NCBI's taxonomy places the organism in Eukaryota, Metazoa, Arthropoda, Insecta, Diptera, Culicidae.